Messenger RNA from Geodia barretti, 204 nucleotides. NCBI's taxonomy places the organism in Eukaryota, Metazoa, Porifera, Demospongiae, Tetractinellida, Geodiidae. The record is from the annotation of a GenBank genome assembly.
AUGGACGAUCUCGGCGAGCCCGGCGCAGGCGUCCGCGCGCAGGCGGUGGACUACAACGGCAACCUGCUCCAGGACUUCGCCAUAUCCGAGACCGAGAACGCCAUCCAUGUGCUCAGCGCGCCGUCGCCGGGCGCAACAUCAUCCCUCACCAUCAGCCGCUACAUCGUGGACAUGGCAGUGGGCGCGUUCGGGCUGGAAGAGUAG